Molecule: messenger RNA, 929 nt
Organism: Melospiza melodia melodia
Lineage: Eukaryota; Metazoa; Chordata; Aves; Passeriformes; Passerellidae
Product: serine/threonine-protein kinase PAK 3-like
Exons: 7
Biological process (GO): intracellular signal transduction; regulation of actin cytoskeleton organization; regulation of axonogenesis
Cellular component (GO): cytoplasm
Molecular function (GO): ATP binding; protein serine/threonine kinase activity
Source: RefSeq, a predicted model, not a curated record
AGAGCACUCGACAGUGCCACAGGAGGAGAGGUGGCAAUAAAAAAAAUAAAUCUUCAAGGAGUGAGGAGGAAGGAGCUAACCUUUAAUGAAAUAAUGAUCAUGAAGAGGUAUAGGAGUCCCAAUGUUGUGAAUUAUUUAGACAGCUACCUUCUGGGCGAGGAACUCUUGCUGGUUAUAGAGUACAUGGAUGGAGGUGUCCUGAGCGACAUCGUCAGCCAGACCUGCCUGUCUGAAGAUGAGAUGGCAGCCAUCAGUCGGGAGUGCCUGCAAGGACUGGAUUUUCUUCAUGCAAACAAUGUGAUCCAUCGAGACGUGAAGAGUGACAACAUCCUUCUCAGAACGGACGGUUCUGUCAAACUGGCUGAUUUUGGCCUCGCUACUCAGCUCACCCCUGAGCAGAGCAGACGGUGCUCGGUAACCGGGACUCCUUGGUGGAUGGCGCCUGAAGUGGUGACAGGUCAACCAUAUGGCCCCAAAGUGGACAUAUGGUCUUUUGGAAUUGUGGGAAUUGAAAUGAUAGAACAAGAACCUCCUUACUUGGGCGAAAGUUCUGGCACGGCUACAUACCUGAUAGCCACAGUAGGGACUCCACAGCUGCGGCAGCCCAAGCUCCUCUCGGCUUUGCUGCGUGACUUCCUGAGCUGCUGCCUGCAGACAGACGAGGAGCAGCGCUGGUCUGCCCAGGAGCUCCUGCAGCAUCCAUUUGUAAGAUUUGCUGAGCCUGCGUCCAGCCUGGUGCCACUGAUUGUUUCAGUGAAGAAGAGGAAGGAGACAAGAAUGUGAUAAUCACAUCAGGACCAUUUAUUCCUCAAUCAGUUUAGAGUAGGAUUGUAGGGUAGGAUUAGGAUUAGGAUUAGGAUUAGGAUUAGGAUUAGAUUAAGGAUAAGGAUAAGGAUAAGGAUAAGGAUAAGGAUAAGGAUAAGGAUAAG